AGAGAAAACUGCUUUUCUUCUUCGUUCUCUUUUCAUUGACAAGUUUUUUUUUGUCUCUCUGCCCCCCACACUUUACCUCGGUAAACUUUCGACAUCAUGUCCUCCGGCAAGACAGGGAACAAGUGGGUCAGCACGCGCGUGCUGCAGCAGAAGCAGCAGCAGACCCCCGCUGCUGCCCCGACAUCGGGCAACGCGGUGGCAGGCAGCAAGAUCAUGGAGGACAAGGCUAUCGCCGCUGCCCGUAUCAAGGACAGCCAGAGCAGUCCUUCCCCUGAGACGGAGGUGCCGGAGUCGAAGUUCUUUGAAGUGCAGGAGGCGACCGACGCACUGAGCAACCUGGCGCACAACGCUGAUCCCAAGGUGUACGAGCUGUGCGGCGAACCGGUGGUGCAGCCGCACCAGACAGCGGAGGAAUACCACGCUUUAAUUAUGGAACAGGUGCAGCAGCAGACUCGAUAA
Leptomonas pyrrhocoris is the source of this 459-nucleotide messenger RNA. RefSeq lists its product as hypothetical. Lineage: Eukaryota; Euglenozoa; Kinetoplastea; Trypanosomatida; Trypanosomatidae. The coding region runs from base 97 to 459 and encodes 120 amino acids. The transcript has a single exon. The record is from RefSeq and is a predicted model, not a curated record.